Acanthochromis polyacanthus (spiny chromis) is the source of this 6326-nucleotide messenger RNA. RefSeq names its product splicing factor 3b, subunit 1 (gene sf3b1). The transcript is spliced from 21 exons. The record is from RefSeq and is a predicted model, not a curated record. NCBI's taxonomy places the organism in Eukaryota, Metazoa, Chordata, Actinopteri, Pomacentridae. Gene Ontology annotation, molecular function: mRNA binding. The coding region runs from base 2553 to 6032 and encodes 1159 amino acids. Gene Ontology annotation, cellular component: U2-type prespliceosome; U12-type spliceosomal complex; catalytic step 2 spliceosome. Gene Ontology annotation, biological process: spliceosomal complex assembly.
UGGACCACACUGCAGCAGCUUGCCUCCCAGACUCAUGCCCUCCCCGUGGUCAGCCCUGUGCUCCGGCUACGUCCUGUUCUGUUUCUGCAUCCAAACGUCUCCUCGUUUCAUUGUGGUUGAUCUCAGCAGGGUUGCCAUGUUUUCAGGGGAGAGGUGGUUGGGUGUUUGUGGCCUAACAGACGUGGGUGGCAGACGGUUUGUGUGUGAGUCGAAGGGUUAACGGUCCCAUGUGAUUAAUGACGGGGAAGUGCAGCGUCGUCCUGUUACAGCGUGUCAGCCUUAGACCUGCCGUGUCUCCAGGCAGUCAUCAGUUAAACAUCACCAAGCUCUGCAGUUAGCUGCUUUUUAUCUGAGCUCUCAGUUUAAUGUCCUGUAGUCCUGGCUGCUCAGACUAAUAUUUAGACCUCAGCAUAGACAAACUGCAUGACCACUUAGUCUUAUUCUCAGUAAAAGCAGCUUCACGUUCAGCUCAGUAGGACUUUCUACAGUUUUAACCCUCUGAACUCCAAGCAGGUUCGCCUCCUCUUUAAACUGUUCUUAGUUCCACAUCCAGUCCAGUCUGAUCUCCAGUAAAACCACAGCAGAAUAACCUGUAAAUAACCACAACUCCUAGUGGUUCCUAAUGUUCACAUUUAUGGAGUUAUCUUUUUACUAAACAUCAGGAACAACCUGAAAUUUAUGAAGAAAAAUAGAUUCAGUUUCAUCCACAUUCAUCCUCAGUUUAUCAUUUCCUCAUUACAACUUCCAGAUCAGAGUGUCUGCAAAGGAACACAACAUUUAGUCACCUGGAACUGAACCAUGGAGGAUUUACUUUAAAAAACACAAGAAACAAGACAAAAUAUUACAAAAAUUAGCAAAAAAUGAGACAACGUGAAACAAAGCCAAAAAUUUGAUCGAAAAGAAACAAAGCGACAAAAAACGAGACAGAAAAAUGACACAAAACAGCAAAAGCAAGACACAAACGACAGAAAUGACACAAAACAAAAGAGGAAAAAGUUAGACAAAAAAAUUACAAAGCGACAAAAAUGGACAAAAACGACAAACAAUUGACUAAACACAAGCGAGACAAAAAUGAAACGCAGAACGACAAAGAAUGAGACAAAAAAUUAAAGUUGCAAAGCGACCAAACAAAUGGACAAACGAGACAAAAACAAGACGAUUGCAAAAAUAGACACAAAACAGCAAAGAACAACCCAGUAUUUUACUUUCUGAUCCAAACAACUUGUCAUGGUCUAGAAAUGAUUUUAAAUUUAUAGUUUUACUAAUUUACAAUCUGCAGUUAAUGUCUUCUCUGUAGUUUUUACUCUUUGAGGGAUUGGACCCUCUGGAGGACCACUUUUGGACCACGGGCCUCAUGGUGGACAGCCCUGGUCUACUAUAAAAUAAUCUUUAGUCAUUUGUUGCACAUAAACAGAAGAAACUGAGAUUGAGGCUGUAGAACAGUGUUCUAUAAAGGAUGGAUCUACACACUGGAGACGACUCACUGCUUAGAUUUUAGAUGUUUCUGCACUGAGCAGAGCUUAGUUUGUUACAGAAUCUAUUAUUAUUUUAAUGAUUUUAAAAAUAAAACGUAGAGAAAAGUAAUGUUGGAGAAAAGUCCAUGAUGUGAAGCUUAGAAUUGGUAGAUUCUCUCUGCUAAAUGUCUUAAUUUGAGCUGUUCAGUGGUGAGUUUUGGCCUUCAGAGGGUUAAAGUGAAGAUAAACUCAGACAGCCACAUUGAGCAGCCAGUCAGCUUUACCUCCACAUGCAUCACUCCUUCACUCCUCCUGAGCUGUGGAGGCGUGGAGCUUCGGUUAGGAAGCCUGCAUGUAGAGAGAGCUCUUUGUACAAAGUUGUUGUGUAAAUAAAUAUAUUUUUAUUUUACAACUCUCUCUGUAAAAUAGAAAUAUGUUAUCAAGAAAAAUGUGUACCGCAAUACCACAGGCCCAUACUAACUGUCCUUAAUUUCUCUCCUACAGCAGUACUGCUUUGCCAGUCCUGUACUGCACUGUUAAGGUGCAGCAACUCGUCCUGUGUAGGUUAUGGGCAUCACAGAACAGUUUGUCAGGGAACUCUGGCUGCUUGUUGGGGGGCUGUGAGGGAAUCUACAACCCCAAAGGCCUCUUUUUGUUUGGCUUUAAGCUCCAACCACUUAAAUGUCCCACGAUGCCCGCUCCUCUAAAUGUGUGAUAAAUAAUGAGCAGGCCUCUGGUUUUUCUUCACAUUUAUGAGUAAUUUCUUCAUAUUUCCAUUUGAAUGCAUAAGUAAGUAGUCUGUUUUGUUUUACUUGCCUUACUUUGUGUCUGCUAGUGUAAAUAAGUGGGAAUCUGGACCACAGUGUCUGAAGUCUAGUUUUGUGGCUAAGCCCCCAGAAGAUGCUUAGUUCAAUGAACACAGGUGGUAUGCUGUUGUGUGUGAGUUCAAACCCUUUUCCAAAGUGUUACUAAUGGUAAAGAGAAAUUUUCUAGGCUUCUUUUCUGCCGGUUGAAGUCUGACUGCAGAAGGACCCUUGGCACUGAAAGUGGGGCAAAACUCCGGACCCCAAGCUGCAGGUCAGGUCGUACGUGGACGUCAUGUUGGAGCAGAACCUGUCCAAGGAGGAGAGAGAGAUCCGUCAGCAGCUGGUAGAGAAGGCCAAGUCAGGGGACCUGAAAGCUGUCAACGGUUCCGCUGCUUCACAAGCUGCUGUCGCUAAGCGUAAACGCCGCUGGGACCAGACAGCUGACCAAACCCCCUCCAAUGCCACGCCCAAAAAGAUGUCCAGCUGGGACCAAGCUGACGCCUCUGCUGAGACUCCAGGACACACACCUGCUCACACACCUUCAAACAGCCGAUGGGAUGAGACCCCCGGCCGCCCUAAAGGCAGCGAGACCCCCGGGGCCACGCCCAGCAGCCGCAUGUGGGACCCCACCCCCAGCCACACGCCCGCAGGUGCUGCCACACCUGGCAGGGACACACCUGGACACGCCACGCCGGGCCACGGCGGGGCCACGGGCAGCGUCCGCAAGAACCGCUGGGACGAGACCCCCAAAACAGAGAGGGAGACCCCCGGACACGGCAGCGGCUGGGCAGAGACCCCCCGCACAGACCGGGGAGACGAGUCGGUGGGAGAGACUCCCACUCCAGGAGCCAGUAAGAGGAAGUCCAGGUGGGAUGAGACACCUGCCAGCCAGAUGGGGUCCUCAACGCCACUCCUGACCCCCGGGAAGACCCCCAUAGGGACCCCCGCUAUGAACAUGGCCACCCCUACCCCAGGUCACCUGAUGAGCAUGACUCCAGAGCAGCUUCAGGCCUGGAGGUGGGAGCGAGAGAUCGAUGAGAGGAACCGUCCUCUGACAGACGAGGAGCUGGAUGCCAUGUUCCCCGAGGGCUACAAGGUCCUGCCUCCUCCAGCCGGUUACGUACCGAUCCGUACUCCGGCCCGGAAGCUGUCGGCAACGCCCACGCCCAUCGGAGGCAUGACGGGUUUCCACAUGCAGGCCGAGGACCGAACCACCAAGCAGAUGAACGACCAGCCGUCAGGAAACCUGCCCUUCCUGAAGCCUGACGACAUCCAGUACUUUGACAAGCUGCUGGUGGAGGUGGAUGAGUCCACGCUGAGCCCAGAGGAGCAGAAGGAACGCAAGAUCAUGAAGCUGCUGCUGAAGAUCAAGAACGGAACUCCACCUAUGAGGAAGGCCGCUCUGCGUCAGAUCACCGAUAAGGCUCGUGAAUUCGGGGCAGGUCCGCUGUUCAACCAGAUCCUACCGCUGCUCAUGUCACCCACGCUGGAGGACCAGGAGCGCCACCUGCUAGUCAAAGUCAUCGACCGCAUCCUCUACAAGCUGGACGACCUGGUCCGGCCGUACGUUCACAAGAUCCUGGUGGUGAUCGAGCCGCUGCUGAUCGAUGAGGAUUAUUACGCCAGAGUAGAAGGCAGAGAGAUCAUCUCCAACCUGGCUAAGGCGGCUGGUUUGGCCACCAUGAUCUCCACCAUGCGUCCAGAUAUCGACAACAUGGACGAGUACGUCAGAAACACGACGGCCCGAGCCUUCGCCGUGGUGGCCUCGGCCCUCGGCAUCCCGUCCCUGCUGCCCUUCCUCAAAGCCGUGUGCAAGAGCAAGAAGUCGUGGCAGGCCAGACACACCGGCAUCAAGAUCGUGCAGCAGAUCGCCAUCCUGAUGGGCUGCGCUAUCCUGCCUCACCUCCGCAGCCUGGUGGAGAUCAUCGAACACGGUCUGGUGGACGAGCAGCAGAAGGUCAGGACCAUCAGUGCUCUGGCUAUCGCUGCCCUGGCUGAAGCUGCCACGCCGUACGGCAUCGAGUCCUUCGACUCUGUCCUGAAGCCGCUGUGGAAGGGCAUCAGGCAGCACAGAGGAAAGGGUCUGGCUGCCUUCCUCAAAGCUAUCGGUUAUCUGAUCCCUCUGAUGGACGCUGAGUACGCCAACUACUACACCAGGGAGGUGAUGCUGAUCCUCAUCAGAGAGUUCCAGUCUCCUGAUGAGGAGAUGAAGAAGAUCGUACUGAAGGUGGUGAAGCAGUGCUGUGGCACCGAUGGCGUGGAAGCAAACUACAUCAAGACUGAGAUCCUGCCGCCGUUCUUCAAACACUUCUGGCAGCACAGGAUGGCUCUGGACAGACGCAACUACAGACAGCUGGUGGACACCACGGUGGAGCUGGCCAACAAAGUGGGAGCAGCAGAGAUCAUCUCUCGCAUCGUGGACGACCUGAAGGACGAGGCAGAGCAGUACAGGAAGAUGGUGAUGGAGACCAUCGAGAAGAUCAUGGGCAACCUGGGCGCCGCCGACAUCGACCACAAGCUGGAGGAGCAGCUGAUCGACGGCAUCCUGUACGCCUUCCAGGAGCAGACCACCGAGGACUCGGUGAUGCUGAACGGGUUCGGUACCGUGGUGAAUGCCCUCGGGAAGCGAGUCAAGCCCUACCUGCCUCAGAUCUGCGGUACCGUUCUGUGGCGUCUCAACAACAAGUCGGCUAAAGUCCGUCAGCAGGCGGCUGACCUGAUCUCUAGAACCGCCGUGGUGAUGAAGACCUGCCAGGAGGAGAAGCUGAUGGGUCACCUGGGGGUGGUUCUGUACGAGUACCUGGGAGAGGAGUACCCCGAGGUCCUGGGCAGCAUCCUGGGAGCUCUGAAGGCCAUCGUCAACGUCAUCGGAAUGCACAAGAUGACUCCACCAAUCAAAGACCUGCUUCCUCGUCUGACCCCCAUCCUGAAGAACCGACACGAGAAGGUCCAGGAGAACUGCAUCGACCUGGUGGGAAGGAUCGCCGACAGGGGAGCUGAGUACGUGUCUGCCAGGGAGUGGAUGAGGAUUUGUUUUGAGCUGCUGGAGCUGCUGAAGGCUCACAAGAAGGCGAUCCGUAGAGCCACCGUCAACACAUUCGGAUACAUCGCUAAAGCUAUCGGGCCUCACGACGUCUUGGCCACUCUGCUGAACAACCUGAAGGUUCAGGAGCGUCAGAACCGGGUCUGCACCACUGUGGCUAUUGCUAUUGUGGCCGAGACCUGUUCCCCGUUCACGGUGCUGCCGGCCCUCAUGAAUGAGUACCGAGUCCCUGAACUCAACGUCCAGAACGGCGUCCUCAAGUCGCUGUCCUUCCUGUUCGAGUACAUCGGAGAGAUGGGCAAAGACUACAUCUACGCUGUGACACCGCUGCUGGAGGACGCGCUCAUGGACAGAGACCUGGUCCACCGGCAGACGGCCAGUGCUGUGGUCCAGCACAUGUCUCUGGGCGUCUACGGCUUCGGCUGUGAGGACUCUCUGAACCACCUGCUGAACUACGUGUGGCCCAACGUGUUCGAGACGUCGCCUCACGUCAUCCAGGCCGUGAUGGGAGCUCUGGAGGGGCUGAGGGUCGCCAUCGGACCCUGUCGCAUGCUGCAGUACUGCCUCCAGGGUCUGUUCCAUCCAGCCAGGAAGGUGAGGGAUGUCUACUGGAAGAUCUACAACUCCAUCUACAUCGGCUCUCAGGACGCUCUGAUCGCUCACUACCCGCAGGUCUACAACGACGACAAGAACGUGUACGUCCGCUACGAGCUGGAGUACGUCCUGUAAAUACCUGUCAGCACUCAUCUGUCGAUCCGCUGCUCCAUCGUCUCUUUUUAUUUAGCGCCUGAACCUUGUAGAGUCUGUACGUAUUUUUUUAUUUCUGGAUUGAGUCAGACGAGCAUUGAUUUGAGGAGGCGGAACAGUCACGUCACCACGUUUUAAAUAUCUGGAUAAUUUUGUUCGUGUGUAUUGAUUAUUGAUAGGUACCGCCCAACACCUUGUCCAUGUUUCACAGCUCCUAUGUUCUUCUUAGAUCCAUGCUUUAUUUAACCAAAUAAAACGUUUGUGUAUAAAAAUCCA